AUGAAAAAAAUAUGCCUUUGGGCGUGGCUCAUUUAUUUUGCAUGAUUAUGGAGAGGGCAUCUCUGUUCAUUUUAUCUCUCUUCUUUGCUGUUUCUUGCUCUCAGUAUCAACCUACUUGGGAUUCACUUGAUAAGCGGCCAUUACCCGAAUGGUACGACGAAGCAAAGAUAGGCAUAUUUCUGCAUUGGGGUGUCUUCUCUGUACCAAGCUUUGGUGGUGGAGAUUAUGCUGAGUGGUUCUGGUAUAAUUGGAAAGGUAGUAAAAAGGCUCCUACUGUUGCUUUCAUGGAGAAGAACUAUCCUCCAGAUUUCACUUAUCCUGAUUUUGCUCCAAUGUUUAAAGCUGAGCUUUUUGAUCCUAAUAAAUGGGCUAGCCUCUUGCAGAACUCUGGUGCAAAAUAUGUAGUUUUGACUAGUAAGCAUUUGGAAGGAUUUACUAAUUGGCCUAGCAAGGCAUCAUGGAACUGGAAUUCUGUGGAUACUGGCCCUCACCGAGAUCUUGUGAAUGACUUAGCAGCCGCCAUAAGGAACAGCACUGACAUUUAUUUUGGAUUGUAUUAUUGUAUGUUUGAGCUGCUUAAUCCCAUUUAUAUUGAAGAGAGAGCUAAUGGGUUCAAUACACAGGUGUACCCUAAAGAAGUAACAUUGCCUCAGGUGGUAGAGAUAGUUAAUGCUUACAAGCCUGACAUCAUCUGGUCUGAUGGUGAAUGGGAAGCUCCAGACACAUACUGGAAUAGCACUGAGUUUCUGGCAUGGGUCUACAAUGAGAGCCCAGUGAAAGACCAUGUUAUUGUUAAUGAUAGAUGGGGUAAAGGCAGUCGCUGCACUCACGGAGGAUUUUUUAAUUGUGGAGAUCAUUAUAAUCCAAGAACUUUGCAGAAACAUAAAUGGGAGAAUGCAUUUUCAAUGGAUAAAACGUCAUGGGGUUAUAGACGUGAUGCAGUCCUGAGUGAUUAUUAUACAAUUGAAGAAAUACUAGAAGAAGUAGUGUCAACAGUUAGUUGUGGUGGUAAUGCAUUAAUAAAUAUUGGACCAACUCAUGAUGGAAGAAUUGUACCUGUAUUUGAGAAAAGACUCGCACAAUUAGGAGCAUGGCUUAAAAUUAAUGGUGAAGCAAUUUAUAGUAGUAAACCAUGGACUCAUCAAAAUGACAGCAGCACUGGAAAUGUAUGGUACACCACUUCUUACAAUGCUGUACAUGUAUAUGCUAUUGCCUUGGAGUGGCCUGAUGAUAAUAUUCUUAAACUGGGAUCAGUGAAAGCCUCAUCAGGCAGCACUGCUACAAUGCUUGGUUAUGGUAAAGUUAAUUUUGAGACUUCCAGCAAUGGAGUUGUCCAAGUUUCAUUUCCUAAUCUUCCAUUGGACACACCUCUAAUGUGGGCUUGGGUUAUUAUUAGAUUUGAUGGAGUUUCUAGUUAUUAAUUGUUAGCUGCACAAAAACAGUUUUUACUUUUAAAAUGUCAACAAUAUAAUGCAUUGCUAAUAUUAAAUAGUUUAUUGAAGUGUUUUGCUUUUGCUUCUCAUGUUCUAAAACUU
Molecule: messenger RNA, 1535 nt
Organism: Amphimedon queenslandica
Lineage: Eukaryota; Metazoa; Porifera; Demospongiae; Haplosclerida; Niphatidae
Product: alpha-L-fucosidase-like
Exons: 8
Coding region: 12-1421 (469 amino acids)
Biological process (GO): fucose metabolic process; glycoside catabolic process
Cellular component (GO): lysosome
Molecular function (GO): alpha-L-fucosidase activity
Source: RefSeq, a predicted model, not a curated record